Messenger RNA from Pipistrellus nathusii (Nathusius's pipistrelle), 1968 nucleotides. NCBI's taxonomy places the organism in Eukaryota, Metazoa, Chordata, Mammalia, Chiroptera, Vespertilionidae. The record is from the annotation of a GenBank genome assembly.
AUGGCCACCCCUGUGGUCACCAAGACAGCCUGGAAACUCCAGGAAAUUGUCGCCCACGCCAGCAAUGUGUCGUCCUUGGUGCUGGGCAAAGGCUCCGGGCGGCUGCUGGCGACAGGAGGGGACGACUGCCGCGUCAACCUGUGGUCCAUCAACAAGCCCAACUGCAUCAUGAGCCUGACGGGGCACACGUCCCCAGUGGAGAGCGUCCGCCUCAACACGCCCGAGGAGCUCAUCGUGGCCGGCUCCCAGUCCGGCUCCAUCCGCGUCUGGGACCUGGAAGCUGCCAAAAUUCUCCGCACGCUCGUGGGACACAAAGCCAACAUCUGCAGCCUGGACUUCCACCCCUACGGCGAGUUUGUGGCCUCGGGCUCCCAGGACACAAACAUCAAGCUCUGGGACAUCAGGAGGAAAGGCUGCGUCUUCCGGUACCGGGGGCACAGCGAGGCCGUGCGGUGUCUCCGGUUCAGCCCCGACGGGAAGUGGUUGGCAUCGGCUGCAGACGACCACUCAGUGAAGCUCUGGGAUCUGACUGCCGGCAAGAUGAUGUCCGAGUUCCCUGGCCACACGGGGCCCGUCAACGUGGUGGAGUUCCACCCCAACGAGUACCUCCUGGCCUCCGGCAGCUCCGACAGGACCAUCCGCUUCUGGGACCUGGAGAAGUUCCAGGUGGUGAGCUGCAUCGAAGGGGAGCCGGGGCCUGUCAGGAGCAUCCUCUUCAACCCCGACGGCUGCUGCCUGUACAGCGGCUGCCAGGACUCGCUGCGCGUCUACGGCUGGGAGCCCGAGCGCUGCUUUGACAUGGUCCUCGUCAACUGGGGCAAGGUGGCCGACCUGGCCAUCUGCAACAACCAGCUGAUCGGCGUGGCCUUCUCCCAGAGCAACGUCUCCUCAUACGUGGUGGACCUGACCCGGGUCACCAGGACAGGCACGGUGGCCCAGGACCCCGUGCAGGACAGCCGGCUCCUGGCGCAGCAGCCGCCCCUCCCCACCGCCCCCCUCCGGCGCAUCUACGAGCGGCCCAGCACCACCUGCAGCAAGCCUCAGAGGGUGAAGCAGAACUCGGAGAGCGAGCGCCGCAGCCCCAGCAGCGAGGACGACCGGGACGAGCGGGAGUCCCGCGCGGAGAUCCAGAACGCCGAGGACUACAACGAGAUCUUCCAGCCCAAGAACAGCAUCAGUCGGACACCGCCUCGAAGAAGCGAGCCCUUCCCAGCACCCCCCGAGGAUGACGUGGCCACAGCCAAGGAGGCAGCAAAGCCCAGCCCAGCCACGGACACGCCGCUCCCCGUGCCAAACCUCGAGGUCCCACCCUGGCCCCAGGUCGUCACUUCCACCCCCGCGCCCAAGGCCGAGCCCACCAUCAUCCCCGCCGCCCGGAACGAGCCCAUCGGCCUCAAGGCCUCCGACUUCCUGCCGGCCGUGAAGAUCUCCCAGCAGACAGAGCUGGUCGACGAGGACGCCAUGUCGCAAAUCCGCAAAGGCCAUGACACCAUGUGCGUGGUGCUCACCAGCCGUCACAAGAACCUGGACACCGUGAGGGCCGUGUGGACCACGGGCGACAUCAAGACGUCGGUGGACUCGGCCGUAGCCAUCAAUGACCUGUCGGUGGUGGUAGACCUCCUUAACAUCGUCAACCAGAAAGCCUCCCUGUGGAAGCUGGACCUGUGCACCACGGUCCUGCCGCAGAUCGAGAAGCUCCUGCAGAGCAAGUACGAGAGCUACGUCCAGACAGGCUGCACCUCCCUGAAGCUGAUCCUACAGCGCUUCCUGCCCCUCAUCACGGACAUCCUGGCCGCCCCGCCCCCUGUGGGGGUCGACAUCAGCCGGGAGGAGAGGCUGCACAAGUGCCGGCUCUGCUACAAGCAGCUCAAGAGCAUCAGCGGCCUCGUCAGGAGCAAGUCGGGCCUGAGCGGCCGCCACGGCAGUGCCUUCCGGGAGCUGCACCUGCUCAUGGCCAGUUUGGACUGA